AUGGCAGAAAGAAGGAGACUGCAGCAGGAGGUGGAGAGAACGCUGCGGCGGGUUGACGAUGGGUGCGAGGUGUUUAUGAGUAUAUAUAACAAAUACAAGCAGCAGCAGCAGCAGCAGCAGCAGCAGCAGCAGCAGCAGCAGCAGCAGCAGCAGACAGCAGCAGCAGGAGGAGGUGGAGGAGGAGGAGGAGGAGGAUCAGCGGCAGCAGCAACAGCAGCAACAGGAAUACCAACAGCAGCAGCAAACAGCAGAAUAGAGAUAGAGAUGAAAAAAGAAAUAAAAAAACUACAAAGACAAAGAGAUAUAAUAAAAGGAUGGCAGCUAAACAACAACGAAAUAAAAAAUAAAACACCACUAGACAGCAGCAGAAAGAAGAUAGAGAGAUGUAUGGAGCUGUAUAGACAGUGGGAGAGAGAGACAAAGACAAAAGCAUAUAGUAAGGAUGGUUUAGCAGCAGCAACUGCUGCUGCUGCUGCAGCAGCAAAUGCUGCUGCUGCAGCAAACGCUGCUGCUGCAGCAAAUGCUGCUGCUGCUGCUGCUGCAGCAGAAACAGAAGACUACAGCAGCAGCAGCAGCAGCAGCAGCAGCAGCACGAAUACAGAGCUUCUUAUUGAUGCUUCUGUAUAUGACUGUAUACAUGCAGAAAGCAGCAGCAGCAGCAGCAGCAGCAGCAGCAGCAGCAGCAGCAAUAGAGGGAGAGAACUAACAGAACACAACACAGAUGAUGCGCUGUCAGCAGACACGCCUUCGAAUUCUGCUGCAGAGGGGAGCAGCAGCAGCUCUUCUCGGGGCCCCCGCUCCAGCAGCAGCAGCAGCAGCAGCAGCAGCAGCAGCAGCGGCAGCAGCAACCGGCGGGCGUUGAGUGCUGCUGAGGAGACAGAGGGAACAGCAAAAAGAAACAGCAGACGCGGCAGCAGCCCCAGCAAUGCUGCAAGCAGCAGCAGCAGCAGCAGCAGCAGCAGCAGCAGCAAAGGCAAGCAGCAGCAGCACCAGAAACAGCAGACGCGGCAGCAGCCCCAGCAAUGCUGCAAGCAGCAGCAGCAGCAGCAGCAGCAGCAGCAAAGGCAAGCAGCAGCAGCACCAACAGCAGGGAAGGGGUGCUGCUGCAGCAGAAGGAGCAGCACCAGCAGCAUCACCGACUUGCUGGUCUUCGCUGCUGCAGCACCAGAGCAGCGUACUGGCUCUCCAACAGCUGCAGCAAGGGGAGGCAGCAGCAGCAGCAGCAGCAACAGCAGCAGCAAAGGAGGGGAAGCUGCAAGCGUUUGGAAGACAGGGAGGCUGCAUGCUGCUGCUGCAGAGCAGCAGCAGCAGCAGCAGCAACAGCAGCAGCAGCAGCAGCAGCAGCAACGGGGUGGUGGCUCAGGAGGUGCAGCAGCAGGAAGCGUAGCGCCCUGGAAGGCAAAGGCAGCAGCAGCAGCAGCAGCAGCAGGUGCCCCUACGAUAGCAGCAGCAGCAGGACCUGCUGCAGCAGGAGCUGCAGCAGCAGCAACAGCAGCAGCAGCAGCAGCAGCAGCAGCUGGUUCUUCGUCUACCAGGGGACAGGCAAAGGCUCCGCCGCAGCAGCGAGGGUCUCCCGAAGCCCUCAACAGCAGCAGCAGCAGCAGCAGCAGCAGCAGCAGCAGCAACACAAACACAGCAGCAGCAGAUCCUGUUGCUGUUCCUUGCGCCGGUCUGGGCCUCCUACCUAGCAGCAGCAGCAGCAGCUGGUUCUUCGUCUACCAGGGGACAGGCAAAGGCUCCGCCGCAGCAGCGAGUGUCUCCCGAAGCCCUCAACAGCAGCAGCAGCAGCAGCAGCAGCAGCAGCAGCAGCAGCAACACAAACGCAGCAGCAGCAGAUCCUGUUGCUGUUCCUUGCGCCGGUCUGGGCCUCCUACCCGCUGGAGAUGA
This is a messenger RNA of Eimeria mitis, 1887 nucleotides long. RefSeq names its product NOT2/NOT3/NOT5 domain-containing protein, putative. Gene Ontology annotation, cellular component: nucleus. The coding region runs from base 1 to 1887 and encodes 628 amino acids. Gene Ontology annotation, biological process: regulation of DNA-templated transcription. The transcript has 5 exons. The record is from RefSeq and is a predicted model, not a curated record. Lineage: Eukaryota; Apicomplexa; Conoidasida; Eucoccidiorida; Eimeriidae.